GCAGGGGGCGGAGCUUCAUCAGAUGUGAAGGAGGAACCAGUGAAAGCAUCAGGCAGCAGGUAGUGAAGGGGCAGAUCCGCGGACCAGAUAUCAUUGAGGGGCUGCUUAGCUCACACCCCUCGGUUUUUUUUUUGUUAUUCUCCUCGGAUUCUCGCCUCCGUGGCUCUUCCCUGGCGAAACCAUGGUGGCUAAAAACAGAAAACAGACUGGAAAGAGUCCAACGACCCAGGCUGACCGGAGCCCGCUUGUUUCGCCUCCUGCCAAAAGUAACGGCAGGCGAGCAGGCAAAGCUUUCAACGGCUCCCAUCCUAACGGGCUCAUCAGACACAAGCUGGGGCUAACUACUUCUGCAGUCGGGAAGCUGGGUGUCACUCUUCUUCUCGCUGCUCUGACUGGGUAUCUCCACUGGCAUCAUCUCUCACAGCUGUUUGAGAAUGACAGACACUUUUCACACUUGUCAAACCUGGAGAAAGAAAUGGCUUUCCGGACAGAAAUGGGUCUGUAUUAUUCCUACUAUAAGACCAUUAUAGAAGCUCCCUCUUUCCUGGAUGGCCUCCACAUGGUGAUGAAUGAUCGGCUGACAGAGCACCCUCUGGUUAUUAACACGCUGCAGAGAUUCAAUCUGUACCCAGAGGUGGUCCUGGCCAGCUGGUUCCGGAUGUACACGGCUGUCAUGGGAUACUUUGGGAUUCCCACCAAGAUGUGCUGGUCCAUCAACAGAGGGGAGGGGCUCACUCCCGUGGACAGCUGUGAAGACUUUGAAGAUUUUUCUGAACUCGUGGAUGCAGUCAAACAGCCUCAAGGGGGAGUUGGCAGAUGAAAGAAAUGUUACAGAAUGAGUUCAACGCAACGCAUUCAUGAUUCCUAUUUUAUACUUUCCAUUGAAAAUUAAACCGUUUUUUUCUACAGAGUUGCUCAACAGGGGGAACAACGGGAACAACACCUGACCUCCUGCAGCUAAAACCUCACUAAUUAAACUCUUAAAUCUUGUUUGUUUCACACGUACACAAUCAGAAGUGUAAAAACAAUCAAUUGUGGUCUUGUGUGUGUUGUAUGCUGGCUUAUAUAUUGGCCUUGUGCCAGGACUUAGAGUCUAGUCACCACUGUGAGUUUCCAGACAACCAGAGGCAACACAAGCCCAUCUAAGAAUAAGGGUAUUCACAAAAAGUUGAACAAUUUCCUUAAAAACCUGCUUAUCUAUCAUGAGACAACUAAAACAGCACAUCCUUUGAGAAGAUCUUAAUACAUCUGCUUUUUUACUAAAACAUGUCUGAAAAUCAUCUCUCCACUCUCACCAUCGUCGCUGAUUAGGAACUCCUUUAUAGUCACUGCACCAUGUACGUCAACAUCUUACAUGUAUAUAUGUUUCUGUUGACCGACUGCAAAACUUUGAUUUGAAAGUGAGAGAAACAAAGCAUGGCUCACAAAAUCCUCUUCAAGAGAAGGUUUGUCGUUAAGGAUCUAAAUUGCAGCACAGACAGCAAGGGCACACUAUUAUCAUCAUUACAGUAGCCCUAUGGGAAAUAUAAUGAUUUGAACCAAUUACAUACAAAUAGUUUCCUGAUAUUUGUUCACAGCAACAUCUCCUAGAAGCCUAAAUCUGCUGAAAGUAAACCCGCUGUAAUCUGUGUGUUUCUGUCAGUCCCCUUAGAGAGCCCCACCCAGGGACAAACACACAGGCUCUUUUCACCAUGUUUACACAAACCUGCCGCAAGCUGCCUUGCAUAAGAGCUACCAGUCAGAAGAGAGGGAACAUUUCCUGUAACUGAGCACCAGAAGGAUAUUUGCUGUUAGAACGAGCUCCAUUUAGUGUCAGAGCACUAACGUUAGACACAUUCUGUUACCCUGUUAGUCAUUACAUCCUUGUCAAUCUGUUCUGCAAACCUGCAUAUUUAGUGAGUGCCACUUUAUCUCCGAGUAAAACAUUCUGUACCAAAAACAUUUACCACAUUUUUAUUCAGUGUCACAUGUUCAACACCUUCUGUUCUAAUUAGGUCGACACACUCGCUGGUCAACGGGAAGUGUACUGUUAGUCCUGCACAUCUCAAGUAUGCCACAUACAUAUUUCAGUCCCACUUUUGUGUCAUUUAAACCUUGAAUGUGGGAUGUUUAUAGACUGCAAGCAGAAGUCUCGAUUUAUUUUCAAUCCAGUGCAAUCUAGGUACAUUUUCACUCUCUCCUGCUAGUCCUUUGUUUUUAUUACAUUUAUUUAUUCAUGUUCGAGAGGUAAGAGAGAGGGGAAGGGAUUAAACCAAACAAGGUCCCAAAUGUGAUCAAACCCA
Messenger RNA from Notothenia coriiceps (black rockcod), 2282 nucleotides. Its product is annotated as probable C-mannosyltransferase DPY19L1. The transcript has 6 exons. Gene Ontology annotation, molecular function: mannosyltransferase activity. Lineage: Eukaryota; Metazoa; Chordata; Actinopteri; Perciformes; Nototheniidae. Bases 182 to 820 code for a protein of 212 amino acids. The record is from RefSeq and is a predicted model, not a curated record. Gene Ontology annotation, cellular component: nuclear inner membrane.